GGCAAUAUUGCACACAUCGAAGCACUUUGCGGACCCUUGUUGCUGAACAAACAAAUAACAUACAAUUGUUGUUAUUACUAAAAUACAGUGAGUGUGUACUGAGAGUAUGGCCCUGUGGACUGUAUGGACACUCGUCAUAUGUGGAGUCCUGACCUGGCAAGGGUUAAAUGCUCAGGACUGUGGUAUAGCUCCUCUGAACACAAAGAUAGUGGGUGGUGUGAAUGCUUCAGCUGGGUCUUGGCCAUGGCAGGUCAGCAUGCACAUUGGAGUCGGUUCGACUACACAGCACAUCUGUGGAGGGACCCUCAUCAAUGAUCAGUGGGUCCUCACGGCAGCUCAUUGCAUUUUGACAACUGAGACCAGUUUUUGGACUCUCUACAUGGGAAGAGAGACUCAGAGUGGCCCUAACAAUAAUGAGGUGAGCCGUUCUGUGUCCCAGAUCAUUGUUCAUCCAGACUACAACGACACCUUGUUCAACAACGACAUUACCCUCAUGAAGCUGAGCAGUCCUGUUGAUUUCACGGAUUUCAUCAGACCCAUCUGCCUGGCCAGUAACUCCAGCCAAUUCAACAACGCCACCUCCUGCUGGGCCACUGGCUGGGGUCGACUUGGGGCGGAUCAGCCCAACCAAGCGUUUGAUUCACUACAGGAGGUCCAGAUUCCUGUCAUCGGAAAUAAUCAGUGCACCUGCAGUUACACUGAAAUACCAGAAGCAAACAUUACAGAAAAGAUGAUCUGUGCUGGAGAGGGAGGCAAAGGAAUAUGUCAGGGCGACUCUGGUGGACCUUUGCAGUGCAAACAAAACUCAAGUUGGAUCCAAGCAGGCAUAUCUAGUUUUGGAGUACCUUGUGCACUGCCUGGUUUUCCCGAAGCUUACGCCAGAGUGUCUGAGUUCCAGACUUGGAUCUUGGAUCAAGUGGCUGGGGCCAAUGUAAGCUUUGUGGCUUUCACCUCCAAUGGCACCGAUCCAGACAGCAGCUUUGUGUGUCCGACCUCGGGGGCUUCAACAAUCACAAAUGAGAUGAUGUUGGUUAUCAUCGCGGCAUUGUUCCAGCUGCAUAUUUGGGCUCUGUAG
Molecule: messenger RNA, 1075 nt
Organism: Cheilinus undulatus (humphead wrasse)
Lineage: Eukaryota; Metazoa; Chordata; Actinopteri; Labriformes; Labridae
Product: chymotrypsin-like protease CTRL-1
Exons: 7
Coding region: 107-1075 (322 amino acids)
Biological process (GO): proteolysis
Molecular function (GO): serine-type endopeptidase activity
Source: RefSeq, a predicted model, not a curated record